Messenger RNA from Macrobrachium nipponense, 414 nucleotides. RefSeq names its product cytochrome P450 2L1-like. NCBI's taxonomy places the organism in Eukaryota, Metazoa, Arthropoda, Malacostraca, Decapoda, Palaemonidae. Gene Ontology annotation, cellular component: cytoplasm; intracellular membrane-bounded organelle. Gene Ontology annotation, molecular function: steroid hydroxylase activity; oxidoreductase activity, acting on paired donors, with incorporation or reduction of molecular oxygen, reduced flavin or flavoprotein as one donor, and incorporation of one atom of oxygen; iron ion binding. The record is from RefSeq and is a predicted model, not a curated record. Gene Ontology annotation, biological process: xenobiotic metabolic process. Bases 97 to 405 code for a protein of 102 amino acids. The transcript has 5 exons.
CAUUUAUGUCAGUAGACGUUGUUGUCUCGCUGUUCAGUCCAAUUGAAACCAUUCGCAGGAUUUACGUUCUGAGCGGAUGAGAAAUCCCAGACAACGAUGAUUCUUGAAAUCAUUCUCUUCCUCUUCCUUGUUCUCAUCCUUCGCCAUUGGCUAAAGAGACCCAAGGGAUUGCCAUCAGGUCCUCUUGGGUUUCCGAUUCUCGGCUCCGGGGUGGCUUUUCAGAUGAAGCAAGUAUUGAAUUACCAGAAGAAAUAUGGAGACGUCUUCACGUUAGAAUUCGCAGGAGUGAAAUUUCUCUACAUCUGUGACUACAAACUGAUCAAGGACGCCCUGGGAAGGACCGAGUUCUCGGAUCGACCGAGUUUAGAAGGAUUCCACUUCAUGACCGACGGGAAGGAAGUGUGAUCAUGAACA